Dacryopinax primogenitus is the source of this 2950-nucleotide messenger RNA. Its product is annotated as GMC oxidoreductase. Gene Ontology annotation, molecular function: oxidoreductase activity, acting on CH-OH group of donors; flavin adenine dinucleotide binding. The coding region runs from base 448 to 2547 and encodes 699 amino acids. The transcript is spliced from 2 exons. The record is from RefSeq and is a predicted model, not a curated record. Lineage: Eukaryota; Fungi; Basidiomycota; Dacrymycetes; Dacrymycetales; Dacrymycetaceae.
GAUCAGCGCUUUACUCUGCCCCUCGUUGGGCGCCUGCCAAAGUAAUAUUCUCUAUCGCCGAAGAAGUGUGCCGAGUCCGGAGUCAAAUUAAUUGUGUUUGCCCAGGCUUCCGCAGCUUCCCUUCAACGCGAAAGACGUUCGUCAUUGGCCGAUUCACUCGCGCCCUCAUCAACCGCGACAAGGCCCGACAUCGUCUCGAGUAUUUUCUACCCAGUCAAAUAACCCCCAACCAAAAGAGGGAGUAGUACUACACUGCCCUCCAACAGCCAUUCAUUUAUCACCGCGUGGUGCCUAUUCAAACCCCCACAAUAUCGUCAUCUUCUCAGGUCUUCUCCAACAUUCGCCCCCACAACUUCGCGGCGUCAUCCAUUAAUACCUGAUCUGCUUCUCUGCUGAAAUAGAGUAGACAGCCCAACGCCAUCCUCAUCUCAUUCCUCGACGACCAGAAUGUACGCACGACGGCUCGCCGCUCUCCUCGGGCUCGCUGCCCUUCCCCUCCUCACUGUAGCCGAUAUGCGCCAUGAAUAUCUCACAACACGGGAUAGGCGUGCACUCGCUUCAGGCAUCGUAUACGACGGACAGAUCGCAAGCUCAUAUGAUCACGUCAUCAUUGGCGGUGGUCUUGCAGGUCUUGUCCUCGCAUCCCGUCUAUCAGAGGAUUCAAAUACAACCGUCCUCGUCCUCGAGUCUGGCGACACAGGCGACCUCGUCCGAUCACAGAUCGACGUCCCCGGGGAGGCAUACUACUCCUCCCUCCUCGGUACAACCUACGACUGGCAGUACAUGACCGUUCCACAACCGAAUGUCGGUAACCGGGCGCUCUCAUGGCCCCGUGGUCGUCUCCUCGGCGGUUGCACAGCGGUCAACGGCCUGUACAUGGUCCGUCCCUCAGCACUCGAGUUCAACGUCUGGGCGCAAUUGCAGUCCGGUGCUGCAGGCGCUGACGACUGGGCUUGGGGUAGCAUGUUCGCCGCGAUGAAGAAGAGCGAGAACUUCACUGCUCCCAGCGCGGAGGUCCAGCAGGCAGGUGCCAUCGAGUACAACGUGCAGUCGCACGGCUCUUCCGGCCCCCUCCACACCUCCUUCCCAGGGUUCAUCGUCCCCGCCGUGGGCAACUGGACCGAGACGCUCGACUGGAUCGGAGUGAACCCGUCUGCGGAUCCCGAUGGUGGCCAAGGCUGGGGCGCGUUCAUCGCGACCAGCUCGAUCAACCCGGACAACCUUACCCGCUCCUACUCCCGCUCGGCAUACAUCGACAAUCUCCCUCCUCGCCCCAACCUGGCCAUUCUCCCCAAUGCGACUGUCACGAGGCUCAUCCUCGCCCAGAACGGCUCCAGCGUGCGGGCGACCCAGGUCGAGUAUGCAGCUUACGAUGGUGCACCCAAGCUGACGGUCGGCGUGAACAAAGAGGCCAUCCUUGCUGGUGGCGCAGUUGGCUCUCCCCACGUACUGAUGCACUCCGGUAUCGGCCCGCAGAGCAUUCUCCAACCCCUUGGGAUCAGCACGUACGUCAAUCUGCCCGGUGUUGGUCAGAAUCUCCAGGACCAUCUGUCUGGCGAAGUCGUUUUCUCCACAACUGCUGAGACUGCAGCACAAUUGCACGGUUCGGAAGGUGCGAACGGCACAUCCGCGUUCAUGUCGUUCAUCAACUCUGCCAUCGCCUACCCGAAUAUCACUGACCUGCUCGGUGAUUACGCAACGACAUACCAGAGCGAUCUCCUGAAUAACCUCACUUGGGCAGCGGCAAACCUCGUCCCAUCCACUGACCCGACCAUCAUCGCCGGAUACAAGGCGAUUUACCAGUCCCAGGCGAACACCAUCCUUCCUUCGCAAGUCGGCCAGGUGGAGCUGCUCUUCGGUCUCACAGGCACAUCAUUCGGUACCAAUACCUUCUCCGUCCAGGCUGCUCUUCAGCACCCAUACUCCCGUGGGCAGCUGUACAUCAACAGCUCCAACCCGUUCGACCAUCCCGUCAUCGAUCCCGGCUACCUCACCCACCCGGCCGACAUCAUCCUCAUGCGUGAAGGGCUAAAGCUCGCACGCACGAUUGGCCAGACCUACCCACUGAACGGCAUCGUCACUGGCGAGCUAUCCCCAGGCAACUCCACCGUAUCCACUGACGCGGAGUGGGAUGCCUGGAUCCCCGGUGUGGUUGGAACAGAGUACCAUCCCUCUUGCUCCUGCAGUAUGCUCCCCCUCUCGGAGGGCGGUGUCGUCGACCCCCAGUUGAGGGUAUACGGAACAUCCAAUGUCCGAGUCGUCGAUUCUUCCGUCUUCCCCGUGGAGUUCGCCGCGCAUCUCAUGGCUCCAACAUACGGUCUUGCAGAACAAGCAGCGACGAUGAUCCGCCAGUUCUGGAACGAAGGCUACGUCCCAACGAACGGGACGACGACUGCGAGCGCAGGGUUCCCGAGCCAGACAGGCUCAGGCUCAUCCAACUCGAGUGGGACCGGUGGUGCUAAGAGUGCAGCGCUCCCCACGGUCGAAGGCAAGAGCGCAGGCCUCCUGGCGGGCGUUGUAGCCCUGGCAGUGUUACUGGCUUUGUAAUGCCCGCAACUGCUUCCUUUUUUGUUCCUGUGUUUCUAUUCUUGUUCUUAUUUGGAAAAACUGAAUGGCGGAUACCGUCGGGACGAUUUUGGACGGACCAUUUCAUUUCAUUCCACUUCUGUUCUCGGUUCUUAUUUCAUCUGCAUGACAGCCACAACGCUCGAAGCGCUCACCGCUCCCUUACAACUGCUACUAACCAAACUAACCAAAAGGACUCGAUUUUUUCUUCUUUCGCACCUCGUUCCUCGUCUGUCAUCAUCUGUUUUUGUUGUCAUCGUGCUCCGCACUCGGUCGUUCUUUUACUCACUCGAUCUUUGGACUCGUGUACGUACGAGAAAAACUUAAAUGUUCAGACGACUCGUGUUGGUGUACGAUACAAUGCAAGACAGUCGGGAAGUCAAAC